Oncorhynchus mykiss (rainbow trout) is the source of this 2517-nucleotide messenger RNA. RefSeq names its product protein phosphatase 1, regulatory subunit 42. The record is from RefSeq and is a predicted model, not a curated record. NCBI's taxonomy places the organism in Eukaryota, Metazoa, Chordata, Actinopteri, Salmoniformes, Salmonidae. Gene Ontology annotation, molecular function: protein binding.
UUCCCAACAAGGAUAUCCACACACGAGUGUAAACUUUCACCUCAUCUCACCCCACAUCUUUAGCAUUAGUCUCUUUUAUCGCCAAAUUACAAGGACAUGUGCAUAUACUACAGUGCUAGUUCAUGUGUUUCCCUUGUUCAGAUGUUUCUGGUGGUUGUUCUGUGAGCGCUUUGCUGAAGCUGAGAAGGAUCCACUCUGAAGCAGUGUCUGUAACGAGCCAUCAUGGUCCGCCUCACCAUGGAUCUGAUUGCCAAAUCCAGCAACCAUUUCAAAAACAAGAGAAGCUACUCCCUCCCAAAGUACCUCAAGAAACUCACUCAUCUGAACUUCUCCAACAGGAACAUAGAGGACAUUGACGAUCUCUCCAUGUGCAGAAAUCUCACAGUCCUCUACCUGUACGACAAUCAGAUCAGCCAGAUCUGCAACCUGGGUUUUGCCUCCAACCUCACUCACCUAUACAUGCAGAACAACAACAUCACUCACAUAGAUAACCUCUCCGGCCUGCAGAAGCUCUCCAAACUGUACCUGGGGGGAAACAGCAUCACGGUGGUGGAGGGGUUAGAGGAGCUGGGGGAGCUGAAGGAGCUCCACAUGGAGGGCCAGAGACUCCCCAGUGGAGAGAAGCUGCUCUUUGACCCCAGGACUCUCCUCUCCCUCGCUGAAUCUCUAGGUGUCUUGAAUAUCAAUAAGAACAACAUAGAUGAUGUCAGAGAUCUUGCCGUUCUAAAGAAACUCACACAUUUCUUUGCUGCAGACAACCAGCUACAGGACAUGCAGGAUAUAGAGUUGGUGUUCAGCCAAUGGCCUCAGCUGCAUCGAAUGGAUUUGAGUGGAAAUCCUGUGUGCCACAAACCCAAGUACAGAGACAGGCUGAUAACUGUGUGCAGAAGCCUGAACGAACUUGAUGGGAAGGAAAUUAAUGAGUUGUCCAGGCAGUUCCUGAUUAACUGGAAAGCGUCGAAAGACGCCAAGAAAAAACUGAAAGAUGAAAGAAUCAUGACAGGCCAGAUCACCUAUCCCUUUACUGCAGACUUCCACAUGGGCCCCCAUCCUUCAUCCAAAUAUAACUAUGCCAACGUCCUGGGAAAGAGGAAUCCUCCGGGGUGUGGGAGACCCAGCAGGAAGGUCCGCUCAGAACACUCACAACUGGACAGCGCAGCAAUGAGGCCACGGAACGUGAAGAUCCCAGUGAGUGCGGGGCUGCUUAGUGAUGUGGCCGACAAUGCUAAUGUCUGCGGCCUGUAAGACGGACAUGCCAGCUCUGCUAACACACAUUCACUCUGGUGACCCUCUCACAUACAGUCUGGUGACCCUCUAACACACACACACAUAAUAUACACUCUGGUGACCCUCUAACACACACACACACAUAAUAUACACUCUGGUGACCCUCUCACAUACACUCUGGUGACCCUCUAACACACACACACACACAUAAUAUACACUCUGGUGACCCUCUAACACACACACACACACAUAAUAUACACUCUGGUGACCCUCUCACAUACACUCUGGUGACCCUCUCACACACACACACACACACAUAAUAUACACUCUGGUGACCCUCUCACGCCUAAACUUUACCUUACACAUAACACAUAGCCAGUGCUUGACUUGGGCAGGAGCUCACUAGAGCUGAGUACCAGCACCUAAAAUGUUCUACUGAUUGAGCUCCUGCAUCUCUUAUAGAAUAUUAACUAGAAACUAUUGUGGAACUUCUGCAACUAAAUAUAAACAGUUCCCGGGACCCAAAAUGAUUACCGGCACCUAUUCCAGUCCAAGUCAAGCACUGCACAUAACCUCCCACUGCUAUCACCACACAUCAGGGGUGGACCUGACCCCUGACACACUCAAUACGAAAGAGUCUACACUAUGGUCUGUCACUGUCAGGGACUGAUGGACUGCAGUAGAGGCACUUUAUGGUCAUAAUAUAUGUACUACCUUUGAAGUCUUCUUCAAAUAUUAUGACAGAACAAUAGCUGCCCUAUAAAAACAGUGUCUGAUAUUAUAUCUAUGUUUUUUUGGCCUUUGCCUGUUUGAUGUUUGUUUUGUGUACCUGAGUGGACUUGAUAAGAAUUUUACAAUACCUGGAUUUUAGAGUGUAAGAUCUGAUGUGUUUAUUUAUGAAAUGACUGAAUGCCGUUUGGUGUUUGGGUGUGUCCAUGCUGGGAAGUACAACUCACUUCAUACAAAUGGCUUUGUUGGAUUUUUACAAAUACCAUUUUCACCAAUUUGGAAGUUAUAUCCCAGAACUCUAUGUCAAAUAAGUCCACACCGCAAAUCCAAUCUGAAUGUGUGUUUUAUACAAAUUAAAUAACUUUAAAAAAGAAUCAUUUGAGUAUAACCACUAUCUGUGUCCUUGAUGGUGUAGUUUGUCUUUUUCCCCCUGCUGUAUUAAUGACAUGUUUUGGGGGACACCGACCGUGCAUAAUGAUGUCAGAUAUGCACUUAAUUGCCCAGCAUUGUCAUAAAUUAUUAUUGUAGAAUAAAUGGUGAAGGUUUUAAUUGGAACAGGAA